AUGGUGAGUGACGACUGCAUCAUCUGUUCUGGUUUUAUCAUUUUAAAUUUUAUAAAUCAAUAUGUUGGCGAAACACCUCACACUGCUCUUUAUUAUUUCCCAGCUGUUACAUACGGUAACAUUACAUACGGUGCUGAUUUAGCUAUUGCUAAUGACAAGGAACAACACACAAAUGUGUUUCUUAAACCACCGAAACCCUGGGGAGACGUGUAUAAGCAGUAUGGCUGGGAUCCUGGGUCCAGUAAUAUUAAGGCCAUUGAAGCUAAAGUUAUUGGUGUUGACUCAAAACCGGUUGCUGUUGGUAGUGCCGAGUACGUCAAUAGUCACAAUAGCUUAGACGUAACUUACAGCACAAGUGUAACGCAGCAAGAUGACGAGACUGUCGAACACACCUGGAGUACAGGGGGAGAAAAUAAUAUUGAACAAGAAAUCAAAUAUGAAGUAAACUUUGGUGUAGGGACUGUAGGAGUUGGUACUGAUUUGUCUUACCCUGGGUCUUGGGGUAUAACACGAAGUCUAGAACCGUACCCAUUGGAACUACUUCAACUAUACUGA
This is a messenger RNA of Arctia plantaginis, 555 nucleotides long. Lineage: Eukaryota; Metazoa; Arthropoda; Insecta; Lepidoptera; Erebidae. The record is from the annotation of a GenBank genome assembly.